AUGUCUACACCUGCUAAUUUUUCGCAUCUAGAAGAAGAUGCAAUUGACCGCUUUCUGCGAAUACGGCACGAGAUGUGUGACAAGCUAAUUGGCUGGAACGUGGAUAUAAUUAGAGAUCCAAGUAUCAGCCGCGCACUUUCUAUCAGUCUCAGACAGUUGGUUGAGCAGGAAUUCAAUGAGUUCACUGCGUUGCAUAGCAGGAUUCGGGAGAGUUGGAUCAUGUCAACUGCAGAUCACGACGGCUGGAAUAACUGCUGGUGGACAAAGGCCGAUCGUAUUCGUGAGUAUAUGCAGACUUUGGUUAGAGAUCUCGAUACACCCCCUGCACAUUACCACCAGACUGAGCUUGCUGAAAUGUUGAGUAUAUUGGCAGUCUGUAUUGGCCAGGUGCACUACCGCAAGCAGGUUGAUGAUCACGUUCGACAGAUGCGGAAUGCAGCACAAGAGAUGAAUCAUCGCCGCACUACGCGAGGCUACUUUGGACCUUAUCUUGGAAUGGUCUGGGAUGAGCUCUUUGAGUUAAUGGAAUGUGGAUGUGACUUUUGUUGGACAGGUCAUUGA
Molecule: messenger RNA, 561 nt
Organism: Penicillium daleae
Lineage: Eukaryota; Fungi; Ascomycota; Eurotiomycetes; Eurotiales; Aspergillaceae
Exons: 1
Coding region: 1-561 (186 amino acids)
Source: RefSeq, a predicted model, not a curated record